Hippocampus comes (tiger tail seahorse) is the source of this 5122-nucleotide messenger RNA. RefSeq names its product amyloid beta (A4) precursor-like protein 1 (gene aplp1). NCBI's taxonomy places the organism in Eukaryota, Metazoa, Chordata, Actinopteri, Syngnathiformes, Syngnathidae. The record is from RefSeq and is a predicted model, not a curated record. Gene Ontology annotation, cellular component: Golgi apparatus; plasma membrane. Bases 45 to 2102 code for a protein of 685 amino acids. Gene Ontology annotation, biological process: central nervous system development; axonogenesis. Gene Ontology annotation, molecular function: alpha-2B adrenergic receptor binding; transition metal ion binding; heparin binding. The transcript is spliced from 16 exons.
AUUUCUGUUUUCUCCCCACCCACCCUUUCCUCCAGGCCCUGUCUAUGAGCGAGGUAAACGGGCCCGGCCCCCAGGUGGCAGAACCACAGAUUGCGAUGUUCUGCGGCCGUCAGCUGCUUCACAUGAACCCGCAGACGGGCCAGUGGGAGCCAGACCCUCAGGGCCGCAAGGACUGCUUCAAAGAUCCCAAUGAAAUGCUCUCCUACUGUCAGGAGAUGUACCCAGCGCUUUCCAUCUCCCACGUAGAGGAGGCAAAAAGUCCUGUGAACAUCCCUUACUGGUGUAAGAAAGGCUGGAGCCACUGCCAGGCACGCCGCUUCAUAGUGGUGCCCUAUCGCUGCCUAGAAGGUGAGUAUGUGAGCGAGGCCCUGCUGGUUCCAGACCGAUGCCGUUUCCUUCACCAGGAGAAGAUGGAUGCCUGCGAGAGUUACGUGUACUGGCACAACAUUGCAAAGGAGGCGUGCACUGUAGACAAUCUGGAGCUUCACAGCUAUGGGAUGCUUUUGCCAUGUGGAGAAAAUUUCCGCGGGGUGGAAUAUGUAUGCUGCCCAGGUCGAAGCAGCACCAGCAGUAAGCCAGAAAUUGAAGAAAGGGAACUCCUCACUGGCCACCAGACCACACUGAAUCGGGGAAUACUCAAUUCUGCCAGCAAAGUGAUCGAACCCACCCCGAGCCCCUCCCCCGACCCCGACAUUUACGAGACGGAUAUGGAGGACGACGAUGACGAGAUGGUGGAGGACGAUGAGGAUGAGGAAGAGGAAGAAGAGGAUGAGGUGGAUGAGGAUCCGGUGGAAGAGGAGGACGAAGAGGAGCCCAUUGCAGUGAGAAACCCAGAGAAGUACGAAUACCCCAUCGACUCGGGUCCCUACCAGACAGCUGACUAUCUGGACUCAUCCUACUAUGACAAAAGCUACAAAGCCACGACCUCACCACCUCUGAUGAAAGGAGAAAGCGUGACAACCACUCGACCCACAGAUGGCGUGGAUGUUUAUUUCGAGAAGCCAGUGGACGACACUGAGCAUGCCAACUUUCUGCGUGCCAAAACAGACCUGGAGGAACGACGAAUGAAGAGCAUCAAUGAGAUCAUGAAGGAGUGGGCUGAGGCAGACAACAAGUCAAAGAAUCUGCCAAAGUCAGAGCAGCAAGCCCUAAAUGAGCACUUCCAGUCCGUGCUGCAGACGCUGGAGGAACAAGUGGCGGGCGAGAGGCAGAGGCUGGUAGAGACUCAUCUGGCCAGAGUGGAGUCCAUCCUCAACAACAACCGCCGGCUGGCCCUGGAGAACUACCUGACUGCGGUGCAGUCUGACGAGCCACAGCCGGAGCACGUGCUGCAGGCUCUGAAACGAUACAUGGCAGCCGAGCAGAAGGACCGCAGACACACACUCAGGCACUACCAGCAUAUUGUGGCUGUCGACCCGCAGAAGGCUGAGCAGAUGAAAUUCCAGGUGUACACACAUCUGCAUGUGAUCGAGGAGAGGAUGAACCAGAGUCUGGCACUGCUCUACAAGGACCCAAUCUUGGCCGAGGAGCUCCAUGAUGAUAUCCAAGACCUGGUGCGGGCAGAGCGGGGCGACAUCAGCGAGCUCAUGACCACGUCCUUCUCUGAGACGCACACCACCGAGGAGCUUCUGCCAGCUCAGAGUGAGGAAGAGAAGGAUGACGAGGAAGAAGAGGAGAGAGAAUUCCAGAACAGGCCUUAUCCUCCUCGCGUUGACUUGCAAUCGAAUAAGAAAGGAGAUGAAUAUGACUAUGCCACAUCUGAGAGGGCUCCUACUUACGAAUAUGAGGAAAAGAUCAACACCUCCGUGGAGCUCAAGCAGGUCGUCUACAAGCCUGAUGAGAUCGAGAGAGAUGAACUGCAACCUGACGCCUUGGAGACAUUUAACCGUGGAGCAAUGGUGGGCUUGCUGGUGGUGGCUGUGGCCAUCGCCAUGGUGAUGGUUAUCAGUCUGUUGCUGGUGCGCAGGAAGCCCUACGGCACCAUCAGCCACGGCAUCGUGGAGGUGGACCCCAUGCUGACCCCAGAAGAGCGACAGCUCACCAAAAUGCAAAACCACGGCUACGAAAACCCCACUUACAAAUUCUUUGAGCAGAUGAACUGAGUUCGUAACAAAGACGACCGCUGGUUUCGUCCCGUCGUCACGGCGGUGCACCGACCACGCCACCUGUAAUGAAUUGAAAACAUUGAGAUUUCAUUAAUUAACUACAUAAGCUCAGUCUUUAGUUUGUAUCCAUUGUAAAUGACCAACGACGUCAAUCAAUCAUUACCGAAAUGUGAAUAGUGAAUAUUAUACUUCACCUGCUGUAAUCUCCAUUGGAUUAGAUCCUGCUGCAAACUGUCGAAAACAUCCCAUUGAAACAGUCAUCACAGUGGCAUGACGUGACCUACUGACAUACCAGAAACGGAAUGGUGCAUAAUGCUUUAGAAUAUUUAUUUUUCCAAAGUCGACUUCAUAUUGUCUCACAUAGAUAUAGUACUGUAUCAAUGUAGAUGAGUGUGAUAGGCAGCCCGUUCGUCCUCAUUUACAACCACAAAUGACCAAUUAAAUGAAAUGUACCUCCAUCAACUCCAACAUUUCCAAUGAGAUCAGAUAGAUAUUUUUUCAAAGUAUAUAUCUUAUUUACUUCCAACUAUCAGCCCUCCACACUUGUUUUACAUAAAUUGGUAAAUACACAGCAAAAUAUUGAGCCGAAUUAAGUUUAUUUAUCCUGCAAAUCUGUGUGGUUCCCUUCUAAAAAGUUGCCGCUCCAAACGGACACUGUAAAUAACAACCGACGUACAGUUAGCCCCCUCCAAAUGAUUCACGCCCCGUUCGGAUUAUCAGUUAUUUGUCAAAUGGGUAUCUUCUGCCUGGAAAUGAUACGAUACAGCAGAAAUUGACUUAAAGUGUCUUUGUUAGCGAUAUUAAUAUUUAAAAUAUUGGAUUUUAUUCUUUGUCCAUGUCAUUUCCAUUUGGACAACACCUUCUUUUGCAUCAUUCUCAAGGAUUCUGAUGACUUGGAGCGCGAUCGACAUCAUUUUAAUCAAUUUGAACAUUACUGUACCGCGGCUUAACUCUCACAUUACAAAAACACGCUUAUGUUACUUUAACUGAAGAUUGUAAAUUGUCCAGCUGUGAAUGUAAGUGUGAAUUGUCAAAAGGCAGCUGGGUCAGCUCCCGCUUACCUACGACCUGAAUGAAAACAAUCGCGACAGAACGGAUUGACGAACAUUACAAAUGCCUGUACUGAGGAUGAGUCGGAAUACUUCUUCCAAAUGAAUAUCUUUUGACACAACGUCAUUCAGUCUUCAGACACUUUUCUUGUGUCAAUCCAGCCCGAAGAUACAGUAACCCCUUUUGCUUUGUCGAGCGUAUGAUUAAUUCCGGAGUCAAGUGUAUCCUAUCCUCCUCGUAGUAGACGUCCUGGUUAGACGUUCCUUUAAAUCGUUGGUGUAAUGGAGUAAUACUAAUCAACUAGUGCAUUGUGCUGUAAACGAGAAGGAGAAGCAUUUUCCUUACAUGGCUGAUUGAAAACGGACUGUUGUAAAAAAAAAAAAACCAGCACAAGAUGACACAGUAACUUCUUUCUGAAUGUAUUUAAGGUAGAUGUUGAGAUUCCAUUCCCUUAGUUAGUGACUUUAUUUUCCCCGUCGUUAAUCCCGGAGUCGUGACGUUAGGGCACGCGACAUGCAUUGACGUUCUCGUCAGUACUUGGUAGCAGCCUGCUCAUAAUUUGUCAAGUGACUGUCAAGGCAGAGGAAUUAAAAAGCCGAAGUUGUAAAAUACAGAGUGCAGUAUAUUGUGUCAGUAUGUGUAUUCAAUCCUAAAAAAAAAAAAAAAAAAGAAACAAAAAAAAAAACAGCACACGUAGUUAUAAGUAGUGAUCGUAUGUCAUUAAGCUACUCGUCUUGACAUCUUAACACGAAAUAUUAGCACUCUGUACAUGCGUUCUUUUUCCUCUUAGCUCUGUGUGUCAUUUUACGAAGCCACUUAGGAGGGUCAUGUUGCAGGAUGUGCUGAUAAUCCCGUUUUGGAGAUGAUGCAAAAAAACACACACACACACGCACACACACGGUGGAGUUGUGACAGUGUGUUUCAUAAGGCGGGUUGUGUUAUGAUGGGUCACAGCCUUUGUAUAAUUUGUACAGCUACGUUAGUGAAUGUCCACAGUUUAACGAUACUACUGAAACCAUAGAUGAGAAUACGCUUGCCUGUUUUUAUUUGGAUCGCAAAAACCACCACUGAGGGUUCCCUACCAGCAUUUAGCAGAUGUAGUAAGGUAUGUAAUACCGUAGUUACGCCCAAUGCCAUUUCUACCCGUGUCCUCUAUUCAAUUCUCUCCUUGUGAAAUACUAAAAAAUGUCAUUGAGAUUUUAAUUGCUGCGUUAUUGCCUUUUACAAUGCUGUGUUUUUUGGAUGUAAUUAUAUUGUAUUUUUUAUUUAUAUUGGACGUAAUUAUCAGUUGGUUCGAGGGUCAUGGUUUUCACGUGUCAUUUUAGAAGCUCGUAUUGUAAAACAAUGACAUGUUUAAGAUAAAUGUGAAUUGUAGUCAGGUGUAUGCAGCCUAAUCGACAGCGACAGUGUGGCACUAAGCACAAUCCAACCAAAUUGCUCUGUAAGUGCUGGGCAUGGCUAUUUGACCACAUUUCCUUGAGCAAUUAAUGAAUUCUUUAUUUUUUAUGAUUUUUGUUUAUUUGUUGUUUUUUUUUUUUUCAAUGUUCUGAACGCACACUUUCAGGGCAGAAUAAUGCUGCCCGCGGAGUUGCGUCAUAGCUGACACCUUCUUGGAUAUAGCUGAACUUCCUAUUUCUGUUGCUGGACUUCUUUAGUCAACAAACUCUUUGAGAUUGGUUGAAAAAGGCCUCUGCUGGUGGCAGCUAAGUAGCGCACGCUCCAUUUUGCCUCACUUGCUCCAAGUUGCGAAAAGUCGUCAAUCAAUUUCAGACAAAGGCUCCAUUAUCAUGCCCAUCCGUGGCUUGUGCACACAAAUAUACGACACUAGUUCACUAUUGCCCCCCCCCCGCCCCUAUACGAUCCGUAAACCGAAGCCAUGCACCAAGAAGAAGCAGCUACACUAAUUUGACAAAAAGUGUUCUCUGUUGUGUAAAUGUACUUGCAAGCAAUCGGAGGCUGUAAAAAAA